AUGUCUCUCCGCUGUGGGAAGAAGCGUAAGCUUAUAGUGGACCACGAGGCUGAGAAAAGCAUCUAUGGAAGUUUUGUUUCAGCUGCCAACGCCGUCAGCACGCUGUACUCACAGGCCGUUCAGCAGCAAAGGCGCGCCUCGGCCCAGGCGUCCAGGCAGGCGCUGGAGCGAGUAGUAACCUUCUUGCUUGCCCAAAACCCCGGCUCGGAAAUGGUGUCCAAGGCAGUUCUUCUCAAUUUCUUGCAGCAGGAGUAUGAGAGCAUUGAAGGUGGUGAGCACCUACCGCACGUCUUCCCGGCCCCGCAGUUGUCCGUCGUAGGGCCAGGUCCUCCCGCUGGCGAGCUGCAGCCGGAUCAUUCCGGGUUUACAAGCAAGGCCAUGCGUGGUGUCGGCGGGUAUUGCGGCGCCUCCGGAGUCAGCCCCUCUCGGCGGCAACACAGCGGCGGGAUGGACGGUAUGGAUGCUUCAGACGGCGCCACGCAGCCACUGGUGGAGCCGCAGCCGCCCGCACAACAGGAGCUUCAUGGGUUUGGGCCUUUCCCAAGCGGACCGGCGUUCCCGCCGCAUAUUGGGUAG
Molecule: messenger RNA, 576 nt
Organism: Volvox carteri f. nagariensis
Lineage: Eukaryota; Viridiplantae; Chlorophyta; Chlorophyceae; Chlamydomonadales; Volvocaceae
Exons: 4
Coding region: 1-576 (191 amino acids)
Source: RefSeq, a predicted model, not a curated record